Molecule: messenger RNA, 681 nt
Organism: Aspergillus affinis
Lineage: Eukaryota; Fungi; Ascomycota; Eurotiomycetes; Eurotiales; Aspergillaceae
Gene: mpt
Product: putative DNA repair and transcription factor Ada
Exons: 1
Coding region: 1-681 (226 amino acids)
Biological process (GO): DNA repair; regulation of DNA-templated transcription
Molecular function (GO): sequence-specific DNA binding; DNA-binding transcription factor activity; zinc ion binding
Source: RefSeq, a predicted model, not a curated record
AUGCUUCAGCAAGGAUCCCCCCGGAAGAUACCACGCCUGAACCUGAACGCCACCACCGCCCCGUCAGCCACCGCACGCUGGCAAGCAGUAGUCAACCGGGACGCACACGCGACAUCCUUCGUAUACGCCGUUCUCACUACCAAGAUCUACUGCCGACCGUCAUGUCCAGCGCGCCUGGCCCGCCGAGCUAAUGUCAGAUUCUACGACACUCCCUCGGACGCAGAGCAGGCCGGCUUCCGGCCCUGUAAGCGCUGUACACCCCAGACCCUGCGGGCGGUUAAUCCCCAGAUACAAUUGAUCCGGCGGGCCUGUGAGACCAUCGAGGCGCAGGUCCGGGAUGGAUCGAAACCCACGCUUCGAAAGCUGGCGGACGAGGCAAACCUCACCCCGAGUUAUUUUCAUCGGCUGUUCAAGAAGAUCAAGGGCGUCACGCCGGGACAGUAUGCGGCUGUCGUUCUGAGUCGGGGUGGUGGGGGGCCAUUGGAUGAGAACAUGCCGGUUGGGAAUCUGACGGCAUUUCAAUCCUGGGAGGUAGACGCCCGGUGCGAUGCCUUCAUACCCGACACUUUGGAUGACGCUGUGGUCGCGAACGGUGGAGACGUGGACGUUGGGAUAUGGAAUGAUUUCGACGUUCUAAUAGCCGCCGAGGCUCAUUGGGAGGAUGCACAGUGGGUUGGAUGA